This is a messenger RNA of Penicillium cinerascens, 516 nucleotides long. RefSeq lists its product as uncharacterized. The record is from RefSeq and is a predicted model, not a curated record. The transcript has 2 exons. The coding region runs from base 1 to 516 and encodes 171 amino acids. Lineage: Eukaryota; Fungi; Ascomycota; Eurotiomycetes; Eurotiales; Aspergillaceae.
AUGCCUCCGUAUUCCUCCCCGUGCCCGUUGAUCCCAGAUCUCCCCUCCAGCCCUGCCCGGCCGAUCGUUAAGGGUCUCUCGCGGCCGGGUGGUGGUUGCCACCAACUGGUGAGACUCAUCUUACGGUUUCCCUCUCCAGGAGGACCCGUCGCCGCACCAGCCACGGCCCCGUUUAGGGCUCAUCUCUCUCUCUCUCUCUCUCCGCGCGGACCCCGCCCCUCCCUCCAGCGGCCGCCAACCACCGACGCCACCGGCCGCCAACUGGCCCGGAUUGGCCCCCCAUGGCUCCCUCCCCGCCGGCCGCCAGGGGGUCCGCCGCGCUGGCGGACGGUGCCAGCAUCAGUGCCGCAGAGCCCACGGUCGCACCGUCGCGAAGCCCCUGCUCUGGCUCGCGCCGCCACGCCCGUAUGCCCCACGCCCACUGCCUACUGUGCAUCCCUCUCCGCCUCAGCAGCCAACUCCCUGGCCGGGUCAGGCCCGGUUCGCCUCUACACAUACUCUCCGGCCGCACUUUGA